Molecule: messenger RNA, 3182 nt
Organism: Cherax quadricarinatus
Lineage: Eukaryota; Metazoa; Arthropoda; Malacostraca; Decapoda; Parastacidae
Source: RefSeq, a predicted model, not a curated record
AUUAAAUUAGUAGGUAGAACAUAUUAGAUUUUCCAAAUAAGAAAUAAAAAUUAAUAUAAGUUAAUUCUUAAUAAAUAUGAAUUCAAAAAGAAAAAAUAUUGAUAAUAAUAUCGAGAAUUUCCGCAAAGAUGAUGAAAAAAAACAAAAAGUAGACGAAUCGAGUGCAUUUGAUCAUUCUAUGUUGGACGAUGACAGUAACGACGAUAAUGAAUUUGUUAAUUCUGGAAUUUUGAAAGAAUUGGACGAACAAAAUCAAGCAACAAUAUUUGAAAACGUAUUUUCGGCAAACUCUAAAAAGACUAUUCUAAAAAAACGAAAAACAGAACAAUUCGAACAUUGAUUUAGUUUUGAAAUUAAAUGUAGAGGUAAAUGAUAUAUCACAAAUAAUAUCGAUGAAAGCAUUUCAAGAACUUUUAAAAAAAUAUAAUAAAUUAACUGAGAUUGGGAGGAUUUAUGAUGACCAUAUUUAUAAUUUCUUUUAUUUGACCUUGUCGAAAAUUUAUUCGAACAAAAUAGAUAAUAUUAUUUUAACUAAAACUAUGUUUGAAACUAAUUACGAAAAAAAAAUUCUUUUAAAUAUAAUAAACAAUAUUUUGUCAGGAAUAAUCUCUAAUAAAGGAAAUUGUGGAAAAUCGCUUAAGACUAUAUUCUCAAUUAUUUCAUUUGACGACGAAAAAAAUUUUGAUAAAAAUACUAUAUCUAACGAAUUAGCAAAAUAUCUCUUAGAAUAUUCCGUCCAAGAAGAAGAAGAUGAAAAAAAUAAAUCCGAAAAUACAUCUAUAAAAAGUAAAACAAAUAAUCCUGAAGAUAUUUCGUUUAAAGAUUUUUUCGGAGCAGAAAAUAAUAAAUUAUAUGAAUAUCAAUUAAAAGAAUAUUUGUCACUAGGCACACUUUUUAACAAUAUAUCUUUGCCUUUUACAUUCAGAUUAAAAUCACUAAAUAAUUCAAUUGUUGGAUCUGUUGAUAACCGACAAGACGGAUUAAAAAUAAAUUUUGUAAAACCAAUUCUAGUAAAAUUAGCAAAAAAAGAAAGUGCGGAAUUAUUCUUUUUAACAUUAAAUGACGAAGAAAGUACAUCAAUAAUAGAACAUAUAAAAGAAAAUGUAGAAUUUCCAGCAGACAUAAGUAUUUACGAAAAUAUAUCUGUUUGUAAUUAUAAAACUAUGAAUAUGAUUUGUGUUAAUGAAAAUAAAGAAAACGAUAAAACAACUUAUAGUCCAACUAUUGAACUUUUUUCAAAGACAAAAUUAAAAGAUACUUUAAACUAUAUGUUCAUUAUUAUUGAAUCUGUAAAUUUAGAAUAUGAUUUAAACAACAAUAGAUACAGAGUAAAAGCUUUUCCUAUGAGAUUUAAUUGUUUUCAAUCACACUCUAUAAAUUCUUGUAUUUUAUCUUUUAAAAUAAUAGAUGAAAUAAAAAAUUAUAUUAAAUAAGUAUUCAACACUUUUUUUAUAAUAAAAUUUAUUCGAAUAAAUAUAAAAUAAAUUACUUUUACAAUAAGAAAUAAUCGUUUACUAUAUACAAAUUAGGGAUAAAGUAUUUUAAAUAGAACCUAAUAACCUAAUUUUUAUUAUAAAAUCAUUGGACUGUCCAGGCUUUCAGUAUAGAGUUGGAAAUAGUAAUCUUUUUCUACAAAAUUAUUACUAUUAGAUUAGUAAAAUCCAGAGCAUCUCUUUGUAUUUUACUAUUCCGGCCACUAACUAAAGUUUAGCUAAAAGUGCGUUAUGCCGUAGCGAACAAACAGACCCCAAUGAAUGUUAUAAUAAAAAAAAUAAUAUUUAUAAUAUUAAAAUGGUUAUUUACAAUUUAUUCAAUUCAGCUAUAGAAUAAAUUGUAUUCAAAAUGGAGGGUUCUUUAAAAAGUAGCUGAAAGGGAACAGGUAAAUUGUUGUGCAAUAAGAUUAAAGAAGAAUGGAUUAGCAGCUGCUCUUGCAUUAGAAUUUCCACAGACAAAUGAAUAUAUUAAGAGAACUUCGUUCAAGAAUAAGAAUUUAGCUACACCACAAACUAGAGGAGUAUUAAAAUCUGUAAAUUUCGUUAAUUCUGACGAUAAUACAAAACCAAUAAUUGCAAAUUUAUUUCUCAAUACUGUAUGGGAAAACCUUGUAACUAUUAUAUAAAUGAUCCAGAUGUAGACGAAAAUUAUAAAAAUACUUGUAUAAAGGAAGAUUCCAAAGAAAAAAGAGUAGAAAAUUUUAAAGUUUGUUUAAAAAAAGUAAUAGAUAAAUUAUUAAAAACUAAUUGUUUUAAUAAAAGAAUUAAAUUUUUAGUUUUUCCAGAAAAAAUUGGAUGUGCAUCAGCAGGAGGAAAUUGGUUAGUAUAUGAAAAAAUUAUAAAUAAAUUUGCUAAGUACGUUAAUAAAGAAUUAAAAGGGUUGAAGGUAUAUAUAUGCAAAUAUAAAAGAUAAACAAAAGAACUAAUAAAAAAAUGUGUUAUAUUUGUUAUUCCAUCAUUGAAGAUUUUAAUGCUUACACUUAUGUUAAAAUCCAAACUGGAAAUAUUUUAGAUUUGUAUGAAAAGGAUGCAAGUGCUAUGAUAUGUCUUAACCUAGAUUGUAUUAGUGUAAAACCCUUAAAACAGGGUUUAUUACUUCGUAUCUUCAAUAGAUAUCCACAAACUAAUGUAUUAAAGAAUAGAAUACCAAUGAAAGGAAAACAGAAUUUAGCAACUGAAAAGACAAGAGGCAUCCUUGGUACAUUUGAUGUAUUUGAAGAAUUAGAACAUGGUUUGAGAAUUACUUUAAUGUAUACUCAUUUUAUUAUGGGCCCGCCUGGAAAAUAUUAUAAUGAAGUUCAUUGUGAUUAUAAUUUCAGAAUAAUGAGAAGACUUGAUAAUAAGGAUAGCAGAUUAGGGCAUUUCCGUGGUUUGCCCGAAUGAAAUUUAUGAAAAGAUUCCAACAAUGAAAGGUUUAAAAAAAAUAGUCUUCCCACAUAAGAUUGCUUAUAGUGGAGAUUUUUCUACAUGGAGUAAUAAUUUUAAAGCAAUUUGUAAUUUUGCCAAGAAAAUUUAUAAGAAUCACAAAAUUAAAGUUUACAUAGUAUUAUUUGAUUUAGAUAAACAAAUAAGAGAAACAAACAGAAAGUAGUAUCAUUUGAUGAAAAAUUGACAAUAAAAAAAUCAGAAGAAUUAGAGGAACAGUUAAUGGGAAAACCAGAAGAAUUAGAGAAAUGGGUAACGGGGAAA